Molecule: messenger RNA, 534 nt
Organism: Echinostoma caproni
Lineage: Eukaryota; Metazoa; Platyhelminthes; Trematoda; Plagiorchiida; Echinostomatidae
Source: the annotation of a GenBank genome assembly
UUCUCUCAAGCCCCACCUCGCAGUUUCACUAAUCUGGUUCAUGAAGGCAUGGGCCGAGCGGAGCGGAUAAUCAAAGCGGUCAUGCUCCCAGUUGGCUCGCCUCCGGCCGCCGGACAACCAAAUCCUGCCGAACCGGCCUUUGCCUCGUCCACCAGUUUUGUGAUGGGCCCAGUUGAUCCGCAAUCAGCUGAGGUCUUUCUUACUAGCUACAAGCAGUUGCUGCCAGAUGCCUCCCCGAGUGACCUGCAAAAAGUUCUUGAAAUGAAGGGGGUUAAAUACGGUGAACUUCAAAUGAUUGUGGACAUCUUUAGGGGUCAACUGGACGCAUCACGUGACGCCAAAUCGACCAAUUCUGCAAGCGCACUAGACCAGCAGUCAGGCUCCAAGAAGGAUGAAGCUGAGUGUAAAACCGGGCCAUCUGAUUUAGUAACUGGUGAUGAUUCACCACGUUCUCGAACUCUACCUUCAACAGAAACACAAGCGCAAGGAAAUUUAAUAAAACCGUUGGAAAAAUUGGUGAAAAAGAAGCGGUAA